Nicotiana attenuata is the source of this 2531-nucleotide messenger RNA. RefSeq names its product probable beta-1,4-xylosyltransferase IRX9H. Bases 723 to 2051 code for a protein of 442 amino acids. Gene Ontology annotation, molecular function: galactosylgalactosylxylosylprotein 3-beta-glucuronosyltransferase activity; protein binding; xylosyltransferase activity. Gene Ontology annotation, biological process: glucuronoxylan biosynthetic process; plant-type secondary cell wall biogenesis. The record is from RefSeq and is a predicted model, not a curated record. NCBI's taxonomy places the organism in Eukaryota, Viridiplantae, Streptophyta, Magnoliopsida, Solanales, Solanaceae. Gene Ontology annotation, cellular component: Golgi membrane. The transcript is spliced from 4 exons.
CUUGUAAAUGCCAUUGCUCGUAAAAUUUGGCAGUCACUCUUUCGCUCAAGAUUCAAAACAUUGAACACUUUCUAUUUUUUUUUUCACUCUCAAAAAGAGGUUGUUUCUUCUUCUUCUUGUUCUUUGUGCUCCUAUUGAGUUGAAUACCCAAAAAAGAUCGAUGACCCUUUUCUUAUUGGAAGAAAAUAGAGUAACCCUUUUCAUUUGAGCUCAAGAUUUGCUCAUCCCAAGUUCAAAUCUGGCGUUUUCUUGAGGUCAGAAUUGACUUUUCAUUUAUGGGUAUUGGCCUUUUGUUGACUUCAUUCAAGAUUUGGUUGGUGGUAUUGUGCUCUUUUGUUACAAUGUUUUGAAUCUUAAUAGACAUGGCGUUUCAUUGUUUGAGUAUAGAUCAAUACUUGGAAAAGUUUUGAAUGUUGAGCAAUUGACAGUUUAUUGUGAUUUGACUCUAUAAGAGUCAAACAGCUGGUUGAGCUUGUGCUGAAUUUGUCAUUAUUGAGGAUAUUUUCAGUGUACUUGAUGUACUAAGAUGGAGUUAUUAUCUAUUCUGGUCUUAUAAGCUUUCCCUCAUUUUAAGCUAUUAUAGUUUCAGAAAUUUUCAUUACAUUGAUAGAGUUGGAUAAGGCCUAAGGUAUUAGUUUCGUGUGUCAAAUUCAGUGGACAUCAUAUUGGUUACUUCUGGCAAGAGUCUCUUUGAAACAAUUUAAGGUUGUCUGAUUACUAUUAUGGCUUCAAUUAGAAGAACAUUGUCCCCAGUGCCUCGUCCUGGUAGUAAUAUGAAUGGAGAAGCAUGUCUUGUUGCCUCUCCUUUGUCCAAGUCAUCAUCAUGUACUCAUAGCUAUACACCAACUGGUACAUUGCUGUCUUCUCUUGGUUCAUUGGAUUAUGCGUUGUACAAGGUUCAAGCAUUUGUACUUGGUCUUUUGUCGCGAAGAUCUUCUAGGCCCUUGGAGAGGUCAAAGUUGAAGGGGCUCAUUUGGAGGAGAGCUCUUUUACAAUUCUUUUUCUGCUUUGUGCUUGGAGUAUUUAUUGGUCUUACUCCAUUUGUUUCACUAAAUUUGUCUACAAAUUUUAUAUCUAAAAAUCAAGCUUUCUCCUUUGAGGUCGAAGAAAAUGCUCGCUCAUAUGAUGUAUCUAGAAAUGUGACCUCAACCACUGAGGACUUGCCUAUCGUGGAUAAUUCCACGUCAGAGCCUAACUUAGUACAUGUUGAACUGAAAAAAGAAACUGCCAACAAUGCCUCCUUUAACCAAUCACUUGACCAAGAGUUGAUGGUGUCUCGUAAACUUUUGAUUAUUGUGACACCUACAGAAACUCGGCCAUUUCAAGCUUACUAUCUGAAUCGUCUAGCCUAUGCAUUAAAGUUGGUUCCUUCUCCUCUAUUGUGGAUAGUUGUGGAGAUGAGCUCUCAGUCUGUUGAAACUGCUGAUAUAUUGAGAAGAACUGGAGUUACGUACAGGCAUCUUGUGUGCAGCAAGAAUUUAACUGAUGUGAAAGAGAAAAAUGUGCAGCUAAGGAAUGCUGCUCUCUCUCACAUUGAAACACACCAUCUCGAUGGUAUUGUCUAUUUUGCUGAUGAGUUCAACAUAUACUCUGCUGAUAUCUUCGAGCAGAUGAGACAGAUCAGCCGAUUCGGGACAUGGAUUGUGGCAAGACUAGCUGAAAAUAAUAGGAACAUUAUCUUGCAGGGUCCAAUCUGUAACGCCUCUCAGGUUAUAGGUUGGCACACUGAAGGUAGAACAAAAAGAUUUCAGAGAUUCUAUGCAGAAAUAUCGGGAUUCGCGUUCAAUAGUACGAUACUUUGGGAUCCUAAGAGGUGGCACCGACCAUCACUAGAAUCUAUAAGGCAGUCUGAUACAGCCAGAGCUGGUUCCCAAGUGAGCACAUUUAUCGAACAAGUGGUAGAAGACGAAAGCCAAAUGGAAUGCUUACCAAUGCACUGUUCAAGAAUCAUGGUUUGGCAAUUCCACACAGAAAUAUUGUACCCAUAUCCUCAUGAGUGGCUGGUGAAGAAUUACUCAAGCACCAUUACUUCAGUUGGAUUAAAAUUUUGACAUACGGAGAGAUUCUUGAGCAUUAACAAGUGCAGGGAAAUUUAGUGAACAAUUAUGAGCAUCUACUGCCAAUAUUUAUCGGACCAACCACCGGAAUGCUAUCAGUUUCGAGCUUGUAAUGUUUAACUACAUGCUACAGCAUCUAGAGAGACGAAGGAAACCAGUUCUCUCUGCCCCUUCCUCCCUCCCCCGACCCUCUUCCCUUUUCCUGUUCUGCUGCUAUACCAGUAGAGAUAUUAAUUUGUACAGUUGCAUAGCAAGUCAUGGUAUAGUCUUCUGGCUACCAAGCGCAGAAGCAGAAAAUAUUGUGGCCAUGUUGGAAAUUAUUUACAACUGAUAGGUAAGUUUCAAGUUCCCAGCCAAUUUUAUCAACCGAUGUUUUUGUAAUGCAAGUUGAUGCUGCAAAGGAGUUUUGUUCUUGAACUGGCUGCAUUUCAGUAAGACUUGUGCAUAUUUUAAAGUGCUACUUCUCCACUCCAA